Molecule: messenger RNA, 2916 nt
Organism: Coregonus clupeaformis (lake whitefish)
Lineage: Eukaryota; Metazoa; Chordata; Actinopteri; Salmoniformes; Salmonidae
Product: NEDD4-binding protein 1-like
Exons: 7
Coding region: 208-2781 (857 amino acids)
Biological process (GO): negative regulation of protein ubiquitination; negative regulation of proteasomal ubiquitin-dependent protein catabolic process
Cellular component (GO): nucleus; PML body
Source: RefSeq, a predicted model, not a curated record
UGACGUCAUCACUGGGACUUUCCGGAUGCGUUGGGAUUGUCAGGUAAAAAGUUGUUUUAAAACAGGAUUACUCUAGGCAAUAUAUCACCGCAGGGAAGAGGAAGAUAGAUCGCAGGAAACCAUGAAGGAGGGUAAAGAUCCAAAUGACACCGAAUGGUUAAAAUAUUAAAACUCUGUUGUCAAUAGGGACAGAUAUUCAUAAACAGAAUGUCAACAACGCCGCCCCUCCUUGGCAUGAAGCGAGUCACCGAGGAAACCUGUUCGGAACCGCCGGAAAACAGGCUGUCACCAGUAGCGAGCAAACAACAGCAAGAGGCCCUUACAGUGGACGAAUUUGCGGUCCUUGAAAACAAGCAAGAAGAACUGAAUUGCGCUAAACCCAAAGUAGAACAGGUUUUCCAGGUGGCUUUCACAAUUAUCGGCCUUUUGGACCACACUGGAGCCCACAGUAGUACAGCAUCAAGGCAGAUUUGGCUUAAACUCAAGGGAAAGAGAGACGACGUGUCAAAGGCAAAGGAGUACCUGAAAGGUCUGUGUGACCCAGAGCUGCAGCAGGUGGAGCGCUACCCUGUGGACAUGCACUGCAUCUUUGCCGGUGCCCGGGGUCUGUUCCUAGACCGGCUGCUGCGGGACACCAGCGCUGAGGUUGUGGUGCUGGAGCCGGGCCGACUGCGCCUGCUGGGCUGCGUUGAGUCUGUCGUCAUGGCACAGAGCCGCGUGCAACAGUUUGUUGCUCUCUUCCAAGAGAAGCGCAGCCUGCCAGGAGACAGGGAGCAGGCCGUCAAACGCACCUUCAAGACAUUUGUGGAGGAGCGGGACGAUAAGUACGCCAUGGAGCUGCUCCUGCUGCCCAGUGCCCUGAAGGAGGAGCUGCUAGGUCUGGCCCAGAGCCCCACUCAGCCUGGUGGGUUUAUAGACCUGGACCAGGAUCGCUCCCAAAGCAGCACCCCUGUCACUGACCUCUCCAACCGCAUCGUGGACACCAGCUUUGAGGAGAAGGCAGCUGGGGCUGCAGCCUGGGCCGAAGCGGGGUUGCUGAAUGGCGUACGACCCUCCCACAAGCGGCGUUCGUCAGAGAGCGAGCUGAGGGACACCAAGAGGCAGUUCUCCCUGGAGAGGAGGGGUGAGUCGAUGCCGAGAGAGCACCACACUGUAACCAGUGACUGCCGAGCUAAGACCCCCUCCAAGGCCAACAUGGGGCUGAUGGUGCUUGACUCUAGUGAUGGUGCAGAUGACCGGGAGGCUGUGACCCCUGAGACCAACCUACGGUGCCUGGUGAACUUCUUCAGGACCAUGGGCUACCAGCAGGAGGUGGUGGAGAGGGUGGUGAGGGAGACAGGCCAGACAGAGGACACCUUCCUGCUGCUGGAGCGCAUUGUGGGGGAGAGCCAGAGAACAGAGGGGCAGCGAGGAGGGGCGUCUUCAACCCACAACCCUGAGUCUUCAUCUUCCUCCUCCUCAUCUGCUACUUUCCCCAGGGAUAAGGACAGAGGGCCAGAUAGAGUGCCAAACAGAGCCCUGGAUGUAAAGUCCAAGGAGAACAUUAAGCCACUCAGCAGCAAUGCUGUGGGCCAGAGGGGACAGUGUAGCAGCAUGCUGCAGACAGUGACACUAAAGAGGAGCAGCACUGGUCAGGGGGCUGCUUACAAUAUCAUCACCAUUGAUGAUGACGAGGUCAGUUCCGACACUAUGACUGGCAUUAAGGCUAGGACGGCAGAGCAGCUGGAUCCUCUAUCGGGGUCCAGGAUGGACUACCUUUCCCGGGGAGGGGCUCAGACCAUGGGGCCCAUGGGGCCGGUACAUGUGGAGAGUGUGACAGCACUGCGGAGCACGCCACAGUGCCCGACCCAGCCAGCAGGCACACGGCCAGGCUGCUCCUACCAGACCCUGUCAGCCAGGGUCCCCCCACCCCGCUCAGAGCCCCCUCCACCACCCCUGACUGCCACGAUCCGUUUCCAUGAGUCCCUGAGAACCCCUUACACCCUGACGCUACAGAACGAGCCUGGACACCCUGACCUCCGCCACAUCAUCAUUGAUGGCAGCAACGUGGCCAUGGCGCACGGUCUCCACCGCUUCUUCUCCUGCCGGGGGAUAGCCAUUGCUGUGGAGGCCUUUUGGAUUCGGGGCCACCGGGAGAUCACCGUCUUUGUGCCUCAGUGGAGGCAGAAGAGAGACCGCUACACCACAGAACAACAUUACCUGAAUCAACUGGAAGACCUGCGUCUGCUCUCCUUCACGCCUUCCAGAGAGGUCUGUGGAAAGAGGAUUUCCUCACAUGAUGACAGGUUUCUGCUCCAUCUGGCAGAGAAGACAGGAGGGGUUAUCGUCACCAAUGACAACCUGCGGGACUUUGUAAAUACAUCAGAGGCAUGGAUGAAGAUCAUCCAAGAGAGGCUUUUGCAGUUUACCUUUGUGGAGGACCACUUUAUGAUCCCAGAUGAUCCCCUGGGGAAGCAUGGCCCCCACCUGGAUGUUUUCUUACGGAAGGACAAUAGAUGGAGCCCAGUCACACCUCUUCUGAGGCCGGAUCCCCAAGCUACCCCGCAGCAUUCUGGGCCCCCUAGGUGGCACUACCCAACACCCUCACCCCCUCUCCAGCGGUCGCACCCCCCUCGCCCAACACCCUCCCCCCCUCCCCAGCGGUCACCCUUGGAAACCAUGGAGCUCAAAAGUAAGCUGUACGAUAUCUUCCCCGACCAGAAGCAGCGCAUUGACCGGAUCCUGAGUGACAACCCCUACAUGAGAGACCUGAAUGCACUGUCAGGCCUUCUGCUGGGAUGAAACCAAGCACACAUACAGUACUCAGCCACUCACACACAGAUACACUUACAAGUCUGUCUGUCGAAUGACGGUGCCAAGAGUAGGACUAUGUAUGGAAACCGAGCUGUUUUGUAUUAAAGACGAUGAUCAACUGCA